Molecule: messenger RNA, 1889 nt
Organism: Salvia splendens (bonfire salvia)
Lineage: Eukaryota; Viridiplantae; Streptophyta; Magnoliopsida; Lamiales; Lamiaceae
Product: berberine bridge enzyme-like 8
Exons: 2
Coding region: 69-1670 (533 amino acids)
Molecular function (GO): oxidoreductase activity; FAD binding
Source: RefSeq, a predicted model, not a curated record
UUAUAACGCAUCCCUCGCUGCGUUGAUUGACUUAUGCUUGUGACCAAAAUUAAGAUCAUAUUGCAGCUAUGAAGGCAAGUAUUUUCAGCAUCACUGUAAUCCUUCUUCUGAUUAAUGUUUCAUGCUCACAAGAAGUAUCUACUGAUGAUUUCCUUGAGUGCCUCUCCCAUCAAUUCGACAACUACUCUUCCAUUUCCAACCAUGUCUACACCCAAAUCAACUCUUCCUUUUCGUCAAUCCUAUUGUUUUCCAUUCAGAAUCUGAGAUUCGCCUCGGAUUCUACUCCAAAACCGCAAGUGAUCAUCACCCCUGAGCACGAAUCCCAGAUCCCUCCAAUCAUAUAUUGCGCCAAAAAUAAGGGAUUGCAAAUCAGAACUCGAAGCGGUGGCCAUGACUUAGAGGGGCUAUCUUAUGUAUCACAAGUCCCGUUUGUGAUAAUUGAUUUGAUCAAAUUAAGUGAAAUAAGUAUUGAUGUUGGUGAGAAGACGGCAUGGGUUCAAUCCGGCGCAACCCUUGGUUCUUUAUAUUACAGGAUUGCGGAGAAAAGCUCGAUUCUUGGGUUUCCUGGUGGUGUCUGUCCGACAAUUGGUGUCGGCGGGCACAUCAGUGGAGGAGGCUAUGGAACGUUGAUGAGAAAAUAUGGCUUGGCUGCAGAUCAUGUUAUCGAUGCAAGAAUAAUCGAUGUCAACGGCAGGAUUCUUGAUAGAAAAUCAAUGGGUGAGGAUCUAUUCUGGGCAAUCAGAGGCGGUGGAGGUGCUAGCUUCGGUGUGAUAGUUGCUUGGAAGGUAAAAUUGGUGGACGUUCCAGAAACAGUCACUGUUUUCAGAGUCGAUAGGACACUAGAGCAAAAUGCGACUCAACUCUUUCACCGCUGGCAAUACAUAUCUUCCGAGCUCGACAAAGAUCUACGGAUUGGGAUCGCGGUAGCCAAGGUGAACACCACAAAGCAAAGAAAGAAUCAGACGAUCAACAUUUCUUUCAUCUCUCUCUUCCUCGGCCGAAUCGACAGACUACUUCCAAUGAUGGAAGAAAACUUCCCGGAGCUCGGGCUAGUAAGAGAAGACUGCAUCGAAACGAGCUGGAUCGGAUCAGUCCUAUUCCAUUAUGGUUUCCUCGUUGAAUCUCCAAAGGAGGCGUUGCUAAACAGAACUCAAAGCAGUGUCACAAACAUCAAAGGAAAAUCGAAUUACGUGCAGAAGCCCAUUCUCGAACAUGGGUUGGAAGGCAUGUGGAGGCUGUUUUACGAGGCGGAGGCUGCAGACGCCUCUCUCAUCAUUUCCCCGUACGGUGGAAGAAUGGCGGAGAUUUCUGAAUCCGCCAUUCCUUUUCCGCACAGGGCGGGGAAUUUGUACAAAAUUCACCAUGUAGUAUUUUGGGGCGAAGAUGAUGCUCAGAAGUCAGACAAGUACAUAAGUUGGACUAGGAGGUUUGACAAAUACUUGACUCCUUUCGUCACGAGUCGUCCUAGAGGAGCGUAUCUCAACUACAGGGAUCUUGACCUUGGAGUCAACAACAUUGUGGGAAACACGAGCUAUGCUCAGGCGAGCGUUUGGGGGAAGAGAUAUUUCAAAGGCAAUUUUGACCGGCUGGUUCGGGUGAAAACUGUUGUUGAUCCCGGCAAUUUCUUCAGGAAUGAACAGAGCAUUCCGCCAUUGCAUUCAAUUGCGUGAUUCACUCUAUACAUAUCUGGAUGUUAGUUUGAUUUGCUUCAUCUAAUUUUAUUUUGUCUUAAGAGUAUAUAUGUUGUUAUAGUAACAUACUCUAAAGCAAAAUACUGUAUAAUACUUUACAUUUUCUAUGUAUCAUUACCUUUGGACAUGUAUAUUAAGAAUUGUUAUUGUAAAUCUAUGAAGUUCACUGUCGGAAAUACACUGGUUUUAGUAGAAUGA